Molecule: messenger RNA, 1125 nt
Organism: Spinacia oleracea (spinach)
Lineage: Eukaryota; Viridiplantae; Streptophyta; Magnoliopsida; Caryophyllales; Amaranthaceae
Exons: 2
Coding region: 1-1125 (374 amino acids)
Source: RefSeq, a predicted model, not a curated record
AUGUUGGUAGGCGGAGGUGACACUGGUAGUUUACGCCGAGACAAAGAGGGAGAGAGUGAAUGGAAACAAAUGAGGGAAGAGGAGGAGCUAGGACUAUCUGGCGGGAUAAUAGUCAUGUGGAACCCCCAAUUUAUCAACUUUGAGAUGAUAGGAAGGGAUCUUCAUUCUAUUCACGGCGUUGUGGAGGUAAACAAUUCUAACCCCUUCCAAUUUUUGAUUUCAGCUAUUUAUGCUAGCACUAAGUUUAAAAGUAGAAUAGAAUCUUGGCAUGAACUAAUUGAUAUGUCUAAACAUAUUUCUGUGCCUUGGGUGGUAAUGGGAGAUUUUAAUGAAAUUACCUGUCAAUCGGAUAAACUGGGGGGAAAUCGUAUAAAACAGUACAGAGCUGAUAAAUUUGUUGAUGCAAUGGAUGAAUGUGGUUUGAUAGAUGUUGGCAACAUAGGAAGUUUCUCUAACAUGGUAAAUGAAAAUAUGAAUGCUGGUUGCUCUAAUCUUGUGACCAAACUUAAAAACAUUUCAAAAACAAUGUCUUCUUGGGCUAAAGACAACAUAGGGAACUUUCUUAAAAAAGGGAAAAUUCUGUCUGCUAGAUUACGUGGGAUAGAAAAAGCCUUAGAAAUUAGACCAAACUGCAGGCAUCUACUGGAAUUAAAUGAGGAACUCUCUAAGGAGUUGGGCCUCAUUUAUGAACAGGAAGAAACCUUUUGGAUGGCCAAGGCAAGGUGUAAUUGGAUCAAAAGUGGUGAUGCAAAUACUGGGUUCUUCCAUAAGUCAGUUAUCAUAAGGAGAAGAAGGAACAAAAUUUCUAAACUCACCUCUGAAGUUGGCCUAAAUGUUGAGGGUCCUGACUUAGUCUCCCAUAUUGUCACCUACUUCACUAACCUCUUUACCUUAGAGAUCACUAUCCCCCCAUGUGAAGACCACCACUAUAGAAAUGAGAUUAACAUAGAUCAACCAACCUCCAUUGAGGAAAUAGGGAAGACAGUCUUUGAGCUAGGACCCCUAAAAGCCCCAGGAAGGGAUGGCCUCCAUGCUUAUUUCUACCAGCAACACUGGGGGAGUCUUUGGCAAGACACUUAUAACUUUGUAGAUAGCAUUCUCCAGGAUAGGUCCUUCCCUAUUUAG